Molecule: messenger RNA, 1294 nt
Organism: Aspergillus novofumigatus IBT 16806
Lineage: Eukaryota; Fungi; Ascomycota; Eurotiomycetes; Eurotiales; Aspergillaceae
Exons: 2
Source: RefSeq, a predicted model, not a curated record
AAUGGCUCGCUUUCUUGCCGCAGCAGCCUGUCUGUCUGUGAUUGCUUCCGCUCAUCCACUGUCGGCCAGGCUGUAUCCUACCGUUCUACGCAGAGAUACCACUGCCGCCAGCAUUGAGCCUGUGUCAGCAAUCUCUCUCUACUACCAAGCAGUCAAUUCAAACUCUAUUGGCGCUCUCGUCCAAGCCGACUUGCAGCUCCCCUCCAUUGUCCUCGAAGACGUCAAUGACUUGUCAAGCGUGACCUGCUCCUCCGAGAGCGUGACGGUGACGUUCAAUUCCACCACCACCUUCAACAAAGCAUACUCUUCCUGGCCUCGUGCCGACCUCCUCGUCGUCACCAACCACCUAGGCAACUGCGACGCAGAAGCCGAGCGCGGAAUCUACCACGCGACAUCUCUCCUCUUCAACCCCUCAACCCUAACCAUCACCGCCUCCACAAGCAAGACCAACCUCCAAGACCAAGCCAAAACCGUCACCAUCGCCUUCGGGCACCCCGUCCCAUCCCACCACAAGCGCGAACUCACCACCAGCAUCGACCUCGCCUGGUCAGGCGACCUCAUCCGCACCACCGCGCUAACCAUCCACGCCAACCACGCCACCCUCGACGCCGCAAUCACCAUCGACGGGAUCAUCGCGUACAACGUCGAGACCAAAACCGCCACAACCCUCGGGCUCGACAUCGCCGUCGCGCUGGACGCGGCGCUCGGCCUCUCCGUCUCGGCCGCAGGCUCCUUCCUGCGCCACGCCUACACCUACAAAUGGAGUCCCGUCGAAGCGGCCGGCUUCUCCAUCCCCGGCAUCCUAACCGUGGGACCGACGCUCGAUCUCAACGUCGGGGUGGACAUGGGGAUGAACGGCACGGCAGAGGUCAGAAGUAACAUGAGCGUGGCGACGAACGGGCUCUUCCAUCUCGAUCUACUCAACAUGACUGAUAGCACUGCGCGGAGCGUCGCGCCAACAGUGACGACAACAUCAACGAUGGACACCGCGUCAGAUAUGCAGCUUGAUCCGUUCGUAGGGGCGGAGGUGGGCGUGACGGUAAAUCUCUUCGAGGGGCUGCUUGAUUUGUCGUCUGGAUUGGUGGCGCGAGCGAUGGUCGUGAAUGUGUUUAAUGUCGAUGCCGAGAUGGUGGUUGGGGAUGAUGGGAAUGUCACGCUGUGGGGCUGUGAGAAUGGGUAUUGGUUUACGAGCGACUUUUGGUUUAAUGUCACGGCGAGGAUGACGGCGCUGUUCACGAUGGAUUUGUAUCAUCUUGAUAUGCCUAUGGUGCAGACUGAGUGUAUUGCCUUUUAG